Molecule: messenger RNA, 1834 nt
Organism: Talpa occidentalis (Iberian mole)
Lineage: Eukaryota; Metazoa; Chordata; Mammalia; Eulipotyphla; Talpidae
Product: complement C1q tumor necrosis factor-related protein 1-like
Molecular function (GO): protein binding
Source: RefSeq, a predicted model, not a curated record
CCUGACCAGCGUCUCCCCAGCAGGGCACAGCAGGACGAUGGGCUCCCGGGGGCUGGGACUCCUGCUGACCAGCGGCCUGCUGCUGGCCUUUGCCUGGGGACCAGCGCUGGGCCGCACGCCACACGGGCAGCCGGAGCAGGAGGAGCCGGAGGCCACCAAGGAGCCGUCACCACCGCCGGACCACACAGAGAGGGAUGAAGAAAAACACGAAAAAUACAGCCCAGGGCCGGGCGAGGAGCCCCCUGCUUCCCGGUGCUUUCGCUGCUGUGACCCCAGCCCGCCGGUGUACCCCACAAUCCCCGCACCCCAGAUCAACAUCACCAUCCUGAAAGGCGAGAAGGGUGACCGGGGCGAUCGAGGCCUGCAGGGCAAAUACGGCAAGACGGGCUCAGCGGGUGCCCGGGGCCACGCGGGGCAAGGGCAGAAGGGGGCCGUGGGGGCCCCCGGGGCGCGGUGCAAGAACCACUACGCCGCCUUCUCGGUGGGCCGCAAGAAGCCCCUGCACAGCAACGACUACUACCAGACCGUGAUCUUCGACACCGAGUUCGUGAACCUGUACGGCCACUUCAACAUGUUCACCGGCAGGUUCUACUGCUACGUGCCCGGCGUCUACUUCUUCAGCCUCAACGUGCACACCUGGAACCAGAAGGAGACGUACCUGCACGUCAUGAAGAACGCGGAGGAGGCGGUGAUCCUGUACGCGCAGGUGAGCGACCGCAGCAUCAUGCAGAGCCAGAGCCUGAUGCUGGAGCUGCGCGAGCAGGACGAGGUGUGGGUGCGCCUCUUCAAGGGCGAGCGCGAGAACGCCGUCUUCAGCGACGAGUUCGACACCUACAUCACCUUCAGCGGCUACCUGGUCAAGCACCAUGACGAGCCCUAGGCCCACAGCCCGCCCGCCCGCCCGCCCGCGCUCCAGCCCCGGGCCCCCCUCCGGCCGGGGCCCCUGGCGCCGCAUCCUCUGCCCCGAGCAGCCCAGCCGUGACCCGAGGUCUCGAGGUCCCUGGGUGAAUUGCUGGGGCGCGGGACCCCCAGCCCCCCAGAGCACAUCCCUGGGUGGCCCUGAGCCGCUGCCCGGAGCAGCAGCGCGUCCUGGAGUAAACCAUCCGGCCGCCCUCCCGGAAAUGAUUAAGCGAAUCCUUCAGGCCGCGGGAGGGGGAGGCAGGCAGGGGUUAUUUCUGCCUUCCCACCUGUCUCAUGGCCCCCGAGGCGGGUGGUUGGCUGCAGGGGCCCGAGCCUCCUUGGAAGGGAAGCCUGGGGUGGACUCUGGGCAGCGAGGGCCCGGGGUGGGUGGGGACCCAGGGAAGCCAUUUGACUUCAUUCUCCUAGGUCACGUGUGAAUCUCCGUGGGGCCAGCUGGGCUGAUGGCCUCAUCUCAGGCAUCUCCCUGUGGCUGGCCCCAGGGCUCAGCUGGUCUUUGAGCCACAACAGUGCAGGGGUCCAGGCAGGGGAAGCGCGGGGACGGCCGAGGCCUGCGGGAAGCCGCCGUGGGCCCCAGCCCUGGUCUGACAGUGGGCCGCGUGCCGGGAGCUUUCUUCUGGCUGCGUCCCAAGCUCCUGACAGUACUGGGCGCUCAGGGGCCGCACCCAUCCUGACCGGCUCGGCUCCACCCCUUGGGAGCAUCUCCACGCCUGUCACCCCGGCAGGGACUGUCUGUUCCUUUUCUCAGGCGGGUCAGCUACCCGAGGCCUUCUCAAGCCCUUCUCAGAGUCCCUUCCCUGUGGGUUCCAGCCCACCUCAGCAUCCAGCCCCCAGAGGCUCCCCCGGGCCUCUGUGACCGGCAGCCUAAGACGAGGGGCCCUCUCUGGGCCCCAGAGCAGCUGGAAGGGCCCAAAGC